AUGGCAACGGAGACAUUAUCUGUGAGCACGUUGACUGCCAAAAUGAUCCGCCGACCCUCCGCUUUCCAUCUCAAUGGAAGUGUGUUUUCUAUUGCACCCAAAGAACGUCAGACCUCGAAACUGACCUUCGAAUCAACAAACACAUGGACAGGCAUGAGCGACCCUACAAAUGUUCCGAGUCCGGUUGUGAAGAAAGGCAAGGCUUCGCCUCGAGUGGUGACUUCCUGCGCCAUCAAAAAGAAUUACAUGACAAAGGCAGCAAGCUCAGAACCCUUUCAUUUUGUUCAUACAAAGACUACACUCGCAGUUCUUCUAAGCCUUUCUUGA
Molecule: messenger RNA, 327 nt
Organism: Penicillium cosmopolitanum
Lineage: Eukaryota; Fungi; Ascomycota; Eurotiomycetes; Eurotiales; Aspergillaceae
Exons: 1
Coding region: 1-327 (108 amino acids)
Source: RefSeq, a predicted model, not a curated record